This is a messenger RNA of Scaptodrosophila lebanonensis, 5650 nucleotides long. It is a transcript of the gene sas, whose product is annotated as putative epidermal cell surface receptor. Gene Ontology annotation, molecular function: protein binding. The record is from RefSeq and is a predicted model, not a curated record. The transcript is spliced from 9 exons. Lineage: Eukaryota; Metazoa; Arthropoda; Insecta; Diptera; Drosophilidae.
UGUUGCAGUCACCACCCUAAUGCCAGCAACAGCCAUAGCUUUCGAAACAACAACAGAGGUGGCUGCUGCAGCAGUAACAACAACAACAGCAAUUGGCAUAGAACAAAGCAAUAGCAGCGAGUCGAGUUCAACGACUUCUACCACCACAGAGGCAGAGACGAGCAACGCCAACAAAUUGGAUGCUGCUGUUGGAGCUACCGCUGUGCCAAUUGUUGAGCCUUCGUCUCGUUCCACCAGCAUAGAGCCGAUAACAUCGACGGAGCCCACAACAACACCCCCAAAUGUCAGCUUGGAUCAUCCCGAAGGCACACACAUACAACACAUACCGUUAAGAGAUGAGCAUGCUGAGAAUGUAGGAAGUUCAACCACCACUGAGCAGCAGCAGCAACAACAACAGCAGCAGCAGCAACAACAACAAAAUGAGCUGCAAUUCAAUCAAAUUUCUAGCGAGAACGAUGAUGAAGCCAAGGAGUUGAAUAAUUUUCGACAUCCGGCAACGCUAAUAACGGCGAGCAACAGCGAGGAGUCGGCGGCGUUGUUGUUGCAGGAAAGCGAAAGUGACAGCGACAAGCUGACCACCACAACAACAACAACAACGACGACGACGACAACGACGACUACGGAGCGCAGCGAACAGCGCGAUGAAGAUCCCUAUCAUGUGCAUAUACUGCCCGAGAAUCAUGAACGCCUGGCCGAACAUGAAGAUUAUCAAAUGCUGUCGAGCAGCACUGAGGAUGCCCCGACAACAACAGCAACAGCAACAACGACAACAACAACAACUGCAGUGCCUGCUGCUGUUGUGGAUGCAGACAAAAUUAUUGUCAGUGUGGAGAAUCGAGCGACGGCCGAGCCAGAAAGCAACCAGGGAGGAGCAGCAACAACAACAGCAGCACCAUCACCAACAAGUUUAAGCAACGAAGCGCGCGCACGCGCCAUGCAUAUGAAUGAGCAGCAGGAAGAAGCAGCAGAAUCGCAAAUGGGCAGCACAGAAAGCGCUCCUGCAGUGAUUAACAUUGUUGAAGGACAACAUUUGCAACACUCCAGCGAGACAACAACAACAACAGCAGCAGCAACAACAACAACACCAGCUUCCAACACUGCCAACACAGAGCUGCCAGAAAGCAGCACAGUGUUGGCCUUUGCGGGAGAGGGACGCGCUGCCCAUAUGGACAACGAUGUCGAGCUCUUUGUUGGCCAAACCAAUGCCAGUUCAUCCACUCAUGCAGCCUUCAUGGACUUGAGUGAUGUUAGCAUGGAUGAGGAGCGUGCAGACACUGCAACAACGAGUACAACAGCAGCAAGUACAACAACAACCAGUACAACAACAACAACACCAAUACCAACAACCACAUCAUCAUCACCAGAGUUGUCCAAACAGGAAACGGAAGUGCCGAAAAUCGUGGAAGUCACUGCCACUGGUGACACGAUGCAACGCGAAUGCUUGGCCAAUAACAAGAGCUACAAGCAUGGCGAGACGAUGGAACGGGACUGUGAUGAGCGUUGCACCUGCAAUCGGGGUGAAUGGAUUUGCGAGGCACGCUGCAAGGGCAACAGCUAUCCGCGGGGCAGUCAGCGGAGCAUGGCGAAUCCCAAUUGCCACGAGCGGGUUGUGGAGGAGGACGAGUGCUGUCGCGUUAUGGAAUGCAAUGAACCACUGUUGGAGCCGAGUGUGCCGGCCACAGAGCUGGGUGUGGGUGUGGGUGAGUUUUUGAACCUUUCUUUCAUUUGGAAAGCGAACCAUUAAUCAGGCUUGACGUCGAAGACGCGCAGCGAUUGUCACUACAAUGGUGGAGUGUAUAAGUUCCGCGAGCGUUUGGAGAUCGGCUGCGAACAAAUCUGCCACUGCGAUGAGGACGGUAUUAUGAAUUGUAAGCCGCGUUGUCCCGAACGGAAUCACACGCGUGCCGACAAGUGUGUGUACGUCAAGGAUCCGAAGGAUGUGUGCUGCCAACUGGAGCUCUGCGAUGUUACUCUGGACGAUCAUGAGCAGCAGCAGCAGCCGACGCUGCACGGCUCCCCCAACAGCAUUGGCGAGCCGGAUCAGCUGCAUCCGCUAUAUCCAGCCCUCGAGCCGCAGGCCAGAGAUGCCGGCGGCGUCAGCGCCAGCUGCACCUUCAAGGGCCUGCCCUAUGAGUUGGGGCAGCAGUUCCGCGAUGGCUGCGAACAGCUCUGCAUCUGCAACGAGCAGGGCGUGCAUUGUGCCAAGCUCGAGUGCCCCUCGCACUUCGGCUUAGACGUACUCAAUCCGCACUGCAUACGCUGGGAGCCGGUGCCUGCCGACUUUAAGCCCAACCCGCCCGCCUGCUGUCCAGAGAGCAUGCGCUGCGUCGACAAUGGCACCUGCCAGUAUGGGGGCCAACAGUUCGAUAACUGGUCCCCCAUACCCGCUAAUCUCACAGGUUGCGAACAACAUUGCUAUUGCGAGAACGGAAAGGUGGAGUGCCGGCCUGCGUGUGCGCCAGUCCUGGCCUUGCCGCCCCCCGAUCUGCCCUGCCAUCCGGCGCAGGCCCGCCUCCUCCCCAUACCCGACGACGAGUGCUGCAAGCACUGGGCCUGUCCCCCCGCCGGCCCCAAAGUUGCUGGCCAGGAACACGAGGAGGAACCGUCAACGCCAUCACCCCUCCAUCCAAAUGAAACAACGACAACGACAACAACAACAACAGCAGGUAUAAUGACAACAACAACAACAACAACAAAUAAAGCGCCGCAUAAGCCCACAGACUUUGAGAAGAAAGCGACGGGCGCGUUUUAUCCCACGCUCGAUGGCAAACCACCCAAGGUGGCUGGCAUUUUUGGCUCAGAUCUCGGCAGCAAGCCCGAGAAGCACGAGAAACCGCACAAGAAACCACUGCCGCCCACCACACCGCCGCAGCAUAACGAUAUUAAAUACGAUGUGCAUGAGGAGCAGGUGGAGGACGAGCGCGCACCACCGCCGCCACCUAGUGGUGGCUUCAUGCCCAUACCCCUUGGCCAUGGCCACUUCAAUGACUAUCAGCAGCAGCAACAGCAUCAACAACAGCACCACCUGGGACCCUAUGGCUUCUAUAAUCCCAUAAAGCCGCCCUACGAUGCGUACAAUCCCUACGAACCCUACGAUCUAAAUCCCAACGGCAUUCCGCAGGGUAAGCCACCCACACCCACUAGUCAAUCGGACCUGUUCAAUAUAUUGGGCGCUGAACAGCCACCCGGCAACCACAAGGAUAACCACAAUUUGCCGCAACACGUCCGCAUCGAACAGAUUUUGCAACAUUUGCAACAGACCGUGCCGGGCGGACCGGGCGGACAGAAACCACCACAGUCGCCACAUCUACCACCACAACAACAACAGCCGCUGGGUCCGUUUGUGGCUCAUGGUCCGUUGAAUGGCAGCGGCGAUCAGCAAACACCGCAUUAUGUGCCCAUCGUGCACAGUGGAGUGCCACCGCCGCCGCCACCACAUGGCAUCGCCAUUGUCGAUGGCCAGCCAGUGGCUUAUGAGAGUUAUCCAGUCAUACCGGGUCUGGGUGUGGCGCCCAUUCAUCAAACGGAGCAACAACAACAACAACAGCAACAGCAGCCAGAGCAGCAGCAGCAUCCAACCAGUUCCAGCACCAGUAGCCUCGGUCUGGCCACUCAGGCCAGCGAGCACAGUCUCCAUCAGAGCCUGGACAAGCGCCCAACGCAAGCAGGCUUCAACAACAAUUUACAACCGGACAUUGAGGUGCAUACGCUGGAGGCCAUCGAUCCACGGACCAUACGAAUUGUCUUCACCGUGCCGCAGGUUUAUGUGAACCUGCAUGGACGGGUCGAGCUGAGGUAUACAAAUGGUCGGGGCAAUGAUACGUCCACUUGGGAACAGCAGAUCUUUGCGCCACCCGAAGAUCUCAUUGCCACUUCUCAGAUGGAGUUCGAUUUGCCGGGUCUGGAACCUAAUUCGCUAUAUCGUGUGAAGAUCACGCUGAUCUUGCGCGAUUUGAACUCACAACCCUCGAGUGCCAUCUUCACCGUGAAGAUGCCAGCAGAACGCACUAUUACGCCGCCACCUUCCAUCUCGGACUACAGACCCGACUUCCAGGACAUAUUCAAGACCGUGGAGGAUCCCGAACUCAAUGUCAGCGAAACGAACAGCACGUGGCUGCAGCUUACGUGGAAGAAACUCUCCGACGAUCAGCUGGAAUAUGUCGACGGCGUCCAGUUGAGAUAUAAGGAACUCACGGGCAUGAUUUACUCCUCCACUCCGCUCAUACAUCGCACACUGACCAGCUAUACCAUCCAGAACUUGCAGGCGGACACGGGCUACGAAAUCGGCAUCUAUUAUAUACCCUUCCCGGGUCACGGCGCCGAAUUACGUGCCGGCCAUAUGAUUAAGGUCCGCACCGCGCCAAAGGUAGAUGUCUACAGCUUCGAUGUUACGGUCAAUGUGACCAAGGUCAAGGCUCAGAGUGUGGAAAUUUCGUGGAACGGUGUGCCAUAUCCGGAGGACAAAUACGUGCACAUCUAUCGCGCUAUCUACCAGAGCGAUGCCGGCAAGGAGGACUCCAGCGUGUUCAAGGUGGCCAAACGGGAUAGCACGACGGGCACUCUGAUUAUGGAUCUGAAGCCGGGCACUAAAUAUCGUCUCUGGCUCGAGAUGUAUCUCACCAAUGGCAAUACCAAGAAGAGUAAUGUCGUCAACUUUAUUACCAAGCCGGGUGGACCCGCGACGCCGGGCAAGACUGGAAAACUUUUAACAGCGGGCACAGAUCAACCGGUUGGCGACUACUAUGGUCCGCUUGUUGUGGUCUCUGUUGUGGCCGCGUUGGCGAUUAUGUCAACGCUUGUGCUGUUGCUGAUCAUCACUAGGAGGCGUGUCCAUCAAACGGCAUCCAUCACGCCCCCGCGCAAGAGCGACGCUGCUUACGACAAUCCAUCGUACAAAGUUGAAAUUCAGCAGGAGACGAUGAGUAUGUAACAGGCCGCUGUUAUGUUAAUUAACAUACGCACUCACUGUUAAAUGCUUGCAGAUCUGUAACAGCGCUGACAUACCAACAACAACAGAAGGCAAUGAUGAUAAUGAUGUUGAGAUGAAGAUAAUGAUGAUUGGGCAAAACUCAAACUUAAAACUAGUUUAAAAUUGUGUUGUAAAUAUUUAAAAACAAAAAAGAACUCAAACUCAGUGCGGUUAAUGGAAAAUCGUGAACAAUGUUGGAUUACGUAUUUUUUGGUUCAACCAGAGAGUGAAAGAAAUUUGUCAAAGCCAUGUUAAAUGUGUAUUUUUUGUAUGCAAAGCGCUUAGCAUGUGUUGUACGUAGUUUGUAAGUAAAUUGUCCAAAACAUAAGAAAAUAAGCGAAAAAAAGGAAACAGAAACUCAAUUUUUGUUAAACAAUUUUGUGUUGUAUAUAAAAAGUAGGAAUUCAAUUCGGUAAUUGGCCGCCAUUUGGGUGUGAAUUGAUUUGCGCAAUUUCUAUUUAGCAGUUUCUAAUAAUUAGUUAGUUAACUUGUAAAUUUUAGCUUUACAUACUUAUUAAUUUAUAGGCGAGCGAGCAGCACGACUAACAACAGCAACAACAGCCGCAACAACAAUGAGAGCCGCACACUUAAAUAACAGUCCAUAAAUAUUUAAAUUAGCUUUUAAAUGUAAUGAGAUAUGCAUAUAAAAAUAAUAAACGUACAUAUAAAGUAUAUACCUAA